ACAGGUAAUCGAAAAUAUGAAUUAUUCUGGGAAUGAAAUAGAGUAUUUCCAGUGUGGGAGAGCCACGGCGCGCCCCGGGGGCUCUGGCGGCCCCUUGUUGAGGGGCCGGCGGGGCUCGACCAGCCUCGGGGCGGUGCCGCUCCCCCGCCGUCGGGGCCGGGCGGGCCUGCCCGCGGCGGGGCACUGCGGGCGGUGAGGGGGGACGGCACCCGCCCGGGAGGUGCGGCCCCGCCCGCGCACUUCCUCAGCGGCCCGCGGCCGCAGCCGUCGUCCCCCGGCGGGGCGGAGACGGGGAGCCGGGCCGGGACCAUGACCCAGCGCCGGGAGCCGCGACCCGCCGUGCCUCUGGACGAGGAGCUGGAGGCGCUCGGGUGGUAUCAUGAUAAUCUUACCCGACAUGCAGCAGAAGCACUGCUGCUUUCCAAUGGGCAGGAUGGAAGCUACCUCUUGAGGAAGAGUAAUGACAGGGAAGAUUUGUACUCCCUCUCUGUCAGAGGAAAAGAUUCUGUGAAACACUUCCAUGUUGAACAUACAGGAACAUCAUUCAAAUUUGGAUUUAAUGAAUUUUCUAGCUUGAAGGAAUUAGUCAUGCAUUUUGCAAAUCAGCCUUUAAUUGGAAGCGAAACAGGAACCUUAAUAGUAUUGAAGCAUCCCUACCCACGGGAAGUAGAAGAACCUUGUAUUUAUGAGUCCGUCCGUGUUCACACAGCAAUGCAGACAGGAAGAACAGAAAGCGAUCUUGUUCCAAAUGCUCCCUCACUUGGUACAAAAGAAGGAUAUUUGAUAAAACAAGGCAAAAUAGUCAAGAAUUGGAAGACAAGGUGGUUUACACUGCAUAGGAAUGAACUUAAGUAUUUCAAAGACCAGACAGCCACGGAACCGAUUCGGGCACUUGACUUAACUGAAUGCUCCGCUGUGCAAUUUGAUUAUUCCCAGGAAAGAGUCAAUUGUUUCUGUUUAGUGUUCCCACUAAGGACGUACUACCUGUGCGCGAAAACUGGAAUAGAAGCUGACGAGUGGAUUAAAAUAUUACGAUGGAAACUGUCACAAAUACGGAGGCAACUGGAGCAGCGCAAUGCCACCCUCAGUUCCUAGCUGCAGCUCCAGUACUUCUGCUCCUUGCCUCUGUCAAGGGGAAGGCAUCGCUUACAUAAGGAUGGUUUCACUCACAGUGGGCACACAUGCAGCUGCACAUAGAUGCUUGCAUCCAGCUCUGGACACAAAGGGUUUGUACAGCUGAGUGCUCUUGGGCUGCUGAGACACAUGUGGAGACAGUUGCAGCAUCAGAGCACUGGUUUGAUAUGCAUGGUGUAUGCCCGUAAAGCACUUAAUUCAAAAACCUGUUAACUAGUCACUGUUUAAAACUUCUGUGGUUAUUCAGAGCACUCUCGAUAAUUUAUUGCAAGUCCCAUCACAACUAACCAUUAGCAGUAUAUUCUGUAACUCUGAGCCCAUUACUGAAAACAUAUUUCUUUUGUAUUACCUUUUAGGCUCUAAACCAGAAGAAAAAUGACAGAGGUAAUUGCAUUUUUGUAAAUAGUAUGUACAUUACAAUCCAGAGAAUACUUCAAGGCCCUUUUCAAGGUGAUGGAUGAGUAACACUUAGUUCUGGCCAAAUAUGUUUUGUAUGGUUUAGAUUUAUACUGCAGUGAUGGCUACAAGUGAAUGCUUGUUUUGAACAGCAUGUAUAGGUAACAGCGAGCAGCAUCACACAAGCAUGCUUGUUUACAAGCUUGUUAUAUGAGAAACAGACAUCUGUUUCCCCGCACAUGUGUGACAUCACUGCCACGGGACCCUAAGGAUGGGUGACAGGGCUCUGCAGAAAGCUUUGCCUGCAGCAGCCACCAGCAUUAUUAGCAGCAUUAUGAUUUGAGCCACUUACAGCCCCCCUUGAAAAUGGGCUGGAUUUUGUAUUUUUUCCACACAGAACUGAAAAACAAGGCUUUGUUCAGAACUAUGUUUAGAAAUAAGUACUGCUUGCUUUAUAUUUAAAAAAAAGCAUUGUGUACACUAAAAAUUAAUUUAAAAGAAUACAUCUUCUACAUAACCUGAUGUAAAUUUCCAUCUAUAUUUUGGAAGACAUAUAUAUUCAACAGCAUUGUGGCUCGCUAUGGAGUUGAAAAGCAGAAGCUCAGUACUUUGGUGCUGUAGUCCAAAUAGAUGUUACAUUUUGGAGGCAAAGUUUGACACGCUGGAGGGUCCCAAUCCUGCUCCUCCUGGAGACAUGGAGAGGAGAGGGGAGGCCCCCCUCCUCCAUCUCCCCCCCAGUCAAGUUUCUGCUGAAACAGUGUAUGCAAACCUUUCCCACUAUGCAAAUACUGUGGCACAGGGCUUUGCAUUGCUCACAUAAGGUCAGUGUUUGAAGAUGAAGGCAUCAAAGAUGCCUUUACCCUGAGAAGGCUGAAGAAGCGAGGAAAAACAUAUUAGAAGAA
Messenger RNA from Falco peregrinus (peregrine falcon), 2432 nucleotides. RefSeq names its product dual adaptor of phosphotyrosine and 3-phosphoinositides 1 (gene DAPP1). Lineage: Eukaryota; Metazoa; Chordata; Aves; Falconiformes; Falconidae. The transcript is spliced from 9 exons. Bases 310 to 1095 code for a protein of 261 amino acids. The record is from RefSeq and is a predicted model, not a curated record.